Messenger RNA from Alnus glutinosa, 1184 nucleotides. RefSeq names its product GEM-like protein 4. Bases 249 to 962 code for a protein of 237 amino acids. NCBI's taxonomy places the organism in Eukaryota, Viridiplantae, Streptophyta, Magnoliopsida, Fagales, Betulaceae. The record is from RefSeq and is a predicted model, not a curated record. The transcript has 4 exons.
GAAACUGCGACAUGGUCUUGAAAUUCUCCACCCACAAGAGAACAAAUAUAAGAAAAAAAGGGUUUGAACUUUGACCUGCAAAACAAAGAAGAAUCAUAGAAAAUUUCAUUUUUCUGCAGCCAUAGAAAAUUAUGCAGAUAAACUGUUCGAUGUAGAAAGAAGGGGAUUUAAGCCGCCACAGAUCCCAGCUUUUAAAUAUAUAACUUGUUUCUCCGCUGAUCAAAGACUGUUAAAGCCAAAGAUUCUCAAUGGAAUUUCCUGAAAAAGUGAAUAUGAAGGAACAAUAUGCGGAUCAGUUCAUUGGGAGUCCGUUGAUGAGCUCAUAUGGCACAACUCCAGCCAGGCACUCUUCUGUUUCUGAGCCUCGCAGCUUAUUUCAUAGUCCACCUUCCUCAGAUGACUCCCCCUCCUUCAAAACCAAUCAUACAUGGGAUUCACAGAUGGGAAACAAGAAAAAACUUGGGAGGAAAAGUAGCAGUCUUGCACACAGGAUUCGCGAGCAUGUGAAACUGGGGCCCAAGUUGUCUGAAACUGUAAAGGGAAAGAUAAGCUUGGGGGCAAGAGUUAUUCGAGAAGGCGGGAGGGGGAACAUCUUCAGACAGGUGUUUGGAAUGGGAGAAGGAGAGCAGAUGUUGAAAGCCUCGCAGUGCUACUUAUCAACAACGGCCGGUCCUAUUGCAGGCCUCCUCUUUGUUUCCACUGAGAAGGUUGCCUUCUGCAGUGAAAGAUCCAUCACCAUUCCUUCGCCUGACGGCCAUUUGAUUUCUAUACCUUACAAGGUUCUGAUACCAAUAAAGAAGAUUCAAAGAGCCAACCAAAGUGCAAAUGUGAACAACCCUGCCCAGAAGUACAUAGAAAUAAUUACUGAGGAUAAUUUUGAAUUUUGGUUUAUGGGAUUCUUACGGUAUGAGAAAGCUCUAUGUAAUCUUCAAAAGGCCAUUUCCAUGGCCAACCAAAUAUAAGAAGCGCUUGCUGAGUCCAUGAAGGAGAGAAAAUUUGAUCAGGCAAAUCGUGUUGACAAAGCUGUCUAGUUGCAUGUAUAAUAUUGUUAGCUUGUAUUUUUAAUAGCUAGGAGAGUACUUGGCCCCUGAUGUGUAGCCUUUGUUGUUUUAGGAAAUGAAAGUUAGUGUAAAAUAGAACUUAAAUCACAAUAUACAUUGAAUGAGGCCCUUCAUUUUUUACCA